GUUGUACGGGCGUUCUGACCGUAGAGUUCAUGAUUUGCUGGGAGUAAAUUUCAAGUAAAAAAUCAUUUUCUUGAGACUCACGACUAGUCAGAUGGCAAUGUGAUCGUUUGUAUUUUACAUCACGAUAUAAACAAAAUGACGGUAUUUAACCUCUACAUCUUUGACCGUAACGGUGUGUGUUUGUUCUACCAGGAAUGGAAUCGGCAUAAACACUCUGGGCUAUCUCAGGAAGAGGAGUUUAAGUUGAUGUAUGGAAUGAUAUUCUCCAUCAAGUCAUUUGUCAGUCGCAUGGCACCGGUGGAUUUCAAGGAUGGGUUUACAAGUUUCUGUACCAGCGCAUACAAACUACACUUCCAUGAGACAGCAAGUGGUCUGAAGUUUGUAAUGAAUACAAGCCUUAAUGUGAUAUCAAUUAAAGAUGAACUUCAAUAUAUCUACAGUGCACUGUUUGUUGAACAUGUUGUGAGGAAUCCUCUAAGCAAACUUGGCCAACCAAUCGACAGUCAUAUCUUCAAGACCAAACUAGACAGCUACAUCAGAGGUCUACCGUUCUUUAUAAGAUCAACAUGAAAUCUUUUUGCAAAAACCCGGGAUACAUAAACAAUUAGCAGAAAGGGGUAGAAAGGAGACUAGGUAGGUGAGGCAGAUACAAUUAUUAUUUCUUGUUUUUAUAAACAUUUUACUGAUUGACUCUAAGACGUUUUAUUCACAGCCUCACUCUGCCAGCUGUCAAAUGAAACUGGUUUUAAGAAUUAUCUAUAAACAAAAAGUAAACUUGUUUUUUUCAUUCUGUCCAUUUCCAUACAGUACAUAAUACAGAUAUUGAUAAUAAAAUGAUAACAUUUGUUUAACAUUUCAUAGAAAUCAAAUUAUCCUUGUUCUAACAGGCAUGAUAUUCUUCCUACUUCAGUUUGAUUUCUGAUUUUCUUAGCCUUUGUUAAAAUUCAGAAAAAUUAUGAUUACAAAGUCUGAAAUGUCUAUUUAAAGCCUAAACCAUGAGUAUAAUAUGUAGGCUAGCCCUGGUACUCAACAACAUUUUCUUAUUUUGUUCCCAAAGAAGAAGUAUCAUGCCUGGUUCUAACCCCAUUUAAUUCUAAAUAGCGCCCUCUAGUUGUGAAGCAUGAUGUUUAUUCAUAUACUUUGCCUUUCUCAUAAGGCACAUUGAACUUGCUGUUUACAAAGCCGCUUGUGUAUCUAGUUUACUAGUCCUGAGUUACCCAUAAGUCCCAUAUUUAGUCAUUCAUAAUGUGGAGAAUUAAAUUGUGAGAUAUGGCCGUA
Molecule: messenger RNA, 1278 nt
Organism: Asterias rubens (European starfish)
Lineage: Eukaryota; Metazoa; Echinodermata; Asteroidea; Forcipulatida; Asteriidae
Product: trafficking protein particle complex subunit 1-like
Exons: 5
Coding region: 136-570 (144 amino acids)
Biological process (GO): endoplasmic reticulum to Golgi vesicle-mediated transport
Cellular component (GO): TRAPP complex
Source: RefSeq, a predicted model, not a curated record